UUCAAAAUUCUCAAAAUUUUUGGCAAUUUUGCUUCAGAAAAAAAUUUACAGUUAUGAGUACUUUCAGCGAAUGGAAUUCUGAAGCCAUUCAACAUUAUAAAGAUGUGAAAUCUAUUAAGAAACAGUUGCGUAAAGAAAAUAAGAAUUACUUAUACCACAAUCCCGAGAUUCGUGCCAUCUUGAGGGUUGCCAUUGCAGAAUUGAUGAAACAUAAACCAGAAAAUCCUGGAGCUCAUUUAGCUUCAGUUUUUAGCUGCAAAAACAUACCCCUAAUAUUAUUUAAGCUGAAUCAACAAAUAAAGAACGUCAAUACAAUUUUAAAAAGGAAGGAACAAAGCUUUGGAAUUAAAACUGUUCUCAAGGAAAGGGAGUCUACCCAUUCGAUUCUGUCAACGGCUUCUGAAUAUUCCGAUGUUGUUGAAGGACUUUUAGAUUUUGCUCUUAUUUUUAAUAAUUACAAUAAACAAGCUGAAGCAAAAUGUAAAUACAUUAAACAAAAUCACCAAAAAAAAUAA
Molecule: messenger RNA, 515 nt
Organism: Teleopsis dalmanni
Lineage: Eukaryota; Metazoa; Arthropoda; Insecta; Diptera; Diopsidae
Exons: 3
Coding region: 54-515 (153 amino acids)
Source: RefSeq, a predicted model, not a curated record